AUGUCCGGCCCCACCAACGAUCAGAUACCAAAAAAACCGUACAUCCCGAUUCCGGGAUUCCCGGGUGAGCGAGAAGAGAAUCUUCUGGAAAAAGCGGCAAAAAGCUUCUCGAUCCGAUUCACCAUCCUGUCCGACUUCAAAGAGGGCCUCACCGCUAAGCAGACAGUUGCCAAGAUCAAUAAAAAUCUGGCGGAUAUUCAUGAGAAGUUUGGCGGACCCGGAGAUGCGCCGACGAUUGAAUUGCACCUGGUUCAGUACUGGUUUAAGCGGUUUCUUACCGGAGAUCACAGCUUGACCGAUUGUGCGAACCCUUGA
Molecule: messenger RNA, 315 nt
Organism: Caenorhabditis remanei
Lineage: Eukaryota; Metazoa; Nematoda; Chromadorea; Rhabditida; Rhabditidae
Exons: 1
Coding region: 1-315 (104 amino acids)
Source: RefSeq, a predicted model, not a curated record